This is a messenger RNA of Emys orbicularis (European pond turtle), 639 nucleotides long. It is a transcript of the gene NABP1, whose product is annotated as nucleic acid binding protein 1. Gene Ontology annotation, molecular function: DNA binding. Gene Ontology annotation, biological process: response to ionizing radiation; double-strand break repair via homologous recombination; mitotic cell cycle checkpoint signaling. The record is from RefSeq and is a predicted model, not a curated record. Lineage: Eukaryota; Metazoa; Chordata; Testudines; Emydidae. Bases 1 to 639 code for a protein of 212 amino acids. The transcript has 6 exons. Gene Ontology annotation, cellular component: SOSS complex.
AUGAGCAUGGCAAACGACACAUACCACUUUAUAAAAGACAUAAAACCCGGACUGAAAAACUUAAAUGUCGUCUUUAUUGUGCUGGAAAUCGGACGAGUUACCAAAACCAAAGAUGGACAUGAGGUGAGAUCGUGUAAAGUAGCAGACAAAACUGGCAGCAUCACAAUUUCAGUGUGGGAUGAAAUCGGAAGUCUCAUACAGCCAGGGGACAUUAUUCGAUUGACCAAAGGGUAUGCGUCUCUGUGGAAAGGAUGCCUGACGCUUUACACAGGAAGAGGAGGCGAGCUACAGAAAAUUGGGGAGUUUUGUAUGGUAUACUCGGAGGUGCCAAACUUCAGUGAGCCCAACUCAGACCACCUUGGGCAGCACAACAAGCUGGCACAGGGUGAACAGAAUAAUAGUUCUUCAUCAAGUAAUUUGGGUACUUAUACUUUCGGGCCAGUGGGAAAUGGUUUGCAAACGGGACCUGAAUCCAGUGGAUUCCCAUUGGCCUACAAUCAUGCCCACUCCUAUGCAGGUACUGGGAGAGCCAAUGGACGAGGACCUGUAAAUCCACCGAUCCCAGCAUCUAAUAAUAUUCAGCCCCUUCUAACAGCAGUAAAUAAUGGGAGGGACCCACGCAGAGCCUUUAAAAGAUGA